AUGCUAUUUGUCACAGAGCCAAAAUUCGUAAAUAUAUCUAAUCCUCGCAAACUACUCUCCCUCAUCUAGGAAUACGAACUAAAAUUUCGGCCUGACUCUCCUAUCACUCAAAAAGCCAUGGAAAGUAUGGGAUUGGAUUGUCAUCACUUCCGUCGAAAGAAUAAGUUCGAGUUGCGCUACGAUUUCGAGAUCCAAAAAAUACCAUACACUGAAGCAGAUAUGUAGAAGGCCUAUCUGAGUUACAUGAGGGAAUUGAUAGUGGAUUACUAGAAUCUCUUUGACAAUAGAAAACGAAUUAAGAUUGAUUUUGAGAAGAGACAGAGGGAAGAAGACGAACUCAGAGGCUAUAAGUGGCCAGAACCUGUUGUAACCAAAAAGAUGAUUCGCAACCAAAUUGAAACCCUCACUUUGGAUCAAAAAUUGCAAUUAAUAGAAGAGGAAAGAUCUAAGGAACAAAAAAUUAAUGAUUGCUUUGCCAAAGAGGCUAUUAGAUAAGAGUUGGAUAGAAGACUCAAAAUUCAAGAGAAUCAAUAAAAGGAAGAGAGACUUCUAGUUUCACGUAAGGAGACCUUUGAUAAUCUCAGGAAGAAGGCAGCCUCAGAAAAUAAAAAGGUUUAUGAAAAAUUAUAAACUCAUUAAUAAAAAAUCAGAAAAUAAUUAGAGAAAGAUUUUCGUACUUCUAAAUCAAUUCAAGAAAAAAUGGAAGCUAAAGAAUUGUCAAUUCAAUAAAAACGAUCCAAAAUGAUAUCUGAAAUCGCUUCUCGCAAUCGUAAAUUAGAAGAUAAAAUUAAUCAUUUUAAGGAUGAUUUUGGUAAUCGUUUGAUGGAAGAUCUAAUGAGAAAGUAACAUGCUCUAGAAUUAUCAAUGAGUAAACGAUAGAAAACAGCAGAAUAAAUGGAAAAAAAUAGAUUAGAAAAACAAUAGUGUUUUGAAUAGAAAUUAAGCAAUAUCAAUCUCAAAAUCAAACAAGAAAGAGAAGAAAAGGAAUCUGAAUUAUUUAAUAAGGUUGGGUAGAAAUUAUCAAAGACAGAAAAACUACUUGAAGAACAUGACAAAUUAGUAUUGAAGAUGUGGUAGGAUAAAAAGAAGGAAUCACAAUCUAGAUUUUCAAAGCAGAGAGAAAGAUAUAUGCAAUCAGAAGGAAAACAAUAGGAAAAAAUAGAAGAACUGGAUGAGAAAUUAUAAAGUAUCUAAGAUAGAAUUGAGAAGUUUCAAACCAAAAAAAGUGAGGAGUGGAAGUCUUUCAAGGAACAAAAGAUUUAAAAUCACAAAGAACAUUUAGAAUUUCUUCAAUAUAUGAAGAAGAAGAAGGAAGAUAAAAAUCAAAAGUAAUAUUUGGAAAGAUAAAUUACGGUUUCAACUAAACUAAAGAAGUUGAAAGAUGAUUAAGAGUACGUUAGAACCUAUCAGACUGCUUCUAAGCAGAGAUUUGAACAGAAUACUUUGGCUUAAAUUGGAGAACUAGUAAAUUUGAAGUACUCUUCAUCUGUUAAAUUGCUCAACAAAUUGAAAGAUCUAGAAGAUGAAGAGGCAUUUAAUGAUAUUUAAUAGAAAUACAAAUAAAUAGUCAAAGUUCCAGAAAAAAAACCUGUAGAAUGA
Messenger RNA from Paramecium tetraurelia, 1599 nucleotides. RefSeq lists its product as uncharacterized. NCBI's taxonomy places the organism in Eukaryota, Ciliophora, Oligohymenophorea, Peniculida, Parameciidae. The record is from RefSeq and is a predicted model, not a curated record. The transcript is spliced from 7 exons.